Messenger RNA from Trichobilharzia regenti, 2794 nucleotides. The record is from the annotation of a GenBank genome assembly. Lineage: Eukaryota; Metazoa; Platyhelminthes; Trematoda; Strigeidida; Schistosomatidae.
AUGAUAUUUCACCAUCUGUUGUCACUUCUUUUAUCAAUCUGUUCAAGUUUUAUUGAGGGAUUUUAUUUCCAGAAAUUAUCACCUAGUUCAGUGGAGAAAUCUAAGAUAAAAGGAGGAAUCAAUAAAAUUUCUGAUGGGAAAGGAAUUUUACAUAAUGCUAUCGGUACACUGAACAAUAUCAAUCAAGACAAUGUGUUUGUACGUAUUGGUUCAAAUAAUACAUUUAAAUGCGGUAUCUUGCCUAAAAGUGUAUCCUCUCAACUACAAGGUGUUUGGAAUGCUAAAAUGAUUAAUGGUGAAAUGGAUUUGUUAUCUUUUAAAAGAAUCAAUAACACUGAAAUAGUCAUUCAACCACCAAUAGGUGCAUCAGUCUAUUAUAAAACUGGUUGGACAGAAAUUCUAUGCUCAUUUAAAGAAUUACAAAGCAGCAAAGUGAUUUUUAGUUUUAAACGGUUAAUAAAAGUAGUUGGUUGUCCAAUAUUUGGAACUUUAAAUGGAGUAGACACGGGGGAUGUUAUCCUGCCGUUUGGAUCAAAUAAAAAACUUCGUUGUGCUAUAAAACCUGAUAAUAUUGAAUCAACCCUGAAAGGUUAUUGGUUAGCUAAACAAGUAGGCGGUGAAAAGGAUCUAUUAACGAUUAAAUCGUUAAAAAAUACAAUAAGUAUUGAACCUCCCGUCAACAGUAGUAGUUAUGAAACUCCAGGUGUAACUGAAAUUCAGUGCAUAUAUAAAAGUCAACAAAAUACCAGUUUGUACAGUUUCAAAAGAACUGUAAGAAUAGAAGAUCCUCAAAUAUUUGGAACAAUGAAUAAUCAAGAUAAUUCAAUUAUCUAUUUACAAACGAAUACAUCAAAGAAAGUUUCCUGUAAUCUUUAUCCUAAAGAAAUGCAGAAAAAAUAUCCUGGUUAUUGGAUUGGUCGUAUACUCAGCAAUAAGGAUAAUAUCAUUGAAAUGAAUACAACAGCAACAACAAAUGGAACGGUUGUAUUUCAACCACCUAAACCAUAUAAAACUUAUACAAAUCGUGGUAAAGCACAAGUGGAAUGUAUCUACAAGUUAUAUAAAAAUAAUAAAGUGCUAGUAAGAUUUAUAAACACUAUCAUUGUAUAUACUAAUCAAGUAAGCCAUUACCUUGAUAUCCAUUCUGAGUAUAUCUAUCGUAUACAUCUCGGUAGUAAUAGAAGAAUUUGUUGUGCAAGCUAUGAAAAGACUGAACAAACUCCGUAUACUUGGAAGAUAAGUGUACCUAAAGGCAUAGAAGGCACAUUAGUUUCAUACAAUGGAAUGAAUUGUAUUCAACCACGAAAAGGCUAUCUUACAUAUUUAACACCAGGUACAUUUAAAGUCACAUGUGAUUUGAGAACAAAAUCAGGAAAAUCAACAGGCAUAUCAAAAACAAAAACAGUACAUCUUGUUGCUUCUUAUGAUUGUAACACUAGAAGUAAACAGAAUCCAGUAAAUCUCACCUAUUCUGUUGGUUCAAACAAUCAAUUUGCAUGUUGUCAUACUCCCAGAUUAUUACAUUCAGAUGGUUAUUGUAACCUGUUGCUUAGUGGAAGAAAAAAAAGGGAGCAAGUAUAUCCUAAAGAUGAAUUAUCUAUUGAAUACUGUGAUAAUGAUUAUAUAUUUGGACCGCCUAACAAUAAACAUGUUUAUAGCGAUGAAAAACAAUGGUCAAUUCAAUGUUCUUAUCUCAAGAAAAAUUAUAAUGUACAAUAUGAUUCACUGAAAACGCAUAUGAAAGUUGUAAAUGAUGUGAAAUUAUAUUUCACUUAUCAUGUUGACAAGUUUCAUUUCAGUAGUGAUAUCGAUUCUGAUUCUGAUUCUGAUGAUGAUAAUGAUAAUGAACAAAUCAAUAUUGGUUGUAUAGUUGAACGUGAUCCAUUAGCACUAGUGCAUAGUAAAGGAAUACAUAAGAUAACUAUGCGUGGUCAAGCUGCAAAAUACUUUGAAAUUAAUUAUUCAGGCAAAUAUCCAACAAUAAAAUCACGUCGUCUACCUAUUGAUCAUGAGAGUGAAUCAGCAGUUUAUGGAUAUGUAUUAUUUCAGUGUAGUUAUACUUUUUAUAAUGGAGAGAAAUUUACUACUGAAAUGGCUAUAUACAUUUCAGAUAAGGAAAAGCCUACCUAUGAACCACCUUCGAUCGUGAUUAUUACAAUAAAAUCUUCAUUAAUGUCAAUGUGGUGGUUUGUUUGGUGGAUUAUCGUGUUAUACACAAUCAGUUGGAUUGUUUUUCAUCAAAUUUAUGCAGCUAAUGAAGAGUUAAGUGAUUCACAAAUAGACGUACAAAUGUUUCUAGAUAACUGUUAUGCAAUUCAGAAUAUUGAUCAUCAACAUCAUCACCCAAUAGUGGUAUCGAUUAAUCAAGUACAACAAUUAUCUCAUGAUCCAUCGUAUGAUUUUGUAGAGCUAUUCAUUUUAAAUCGAGAUGAAAUUGACAAUGAAUUAUUUACACAGAUUAGAGGAUUUAUUCAAAUGUAUCAAAGUUAUUAUCUAAUGGUUAAUCAUUGGAAAUCGCUAUGGUUAACUAAUGAUCGUGAAGGUCUUGAAGAAUCGGCUCAAAUGAUCGCAGUAUUUAUUAGGAAAUAUAUGAAAGACAAUUCAGAAUCACAACAAGUUAAUGAUGACCGCUCAUUGCCUCAAUUUAAUCCUGAUACACCUUUAGAAUUUGCUGAAAUGAAUACACCGUCAAUGCAAGAAGUUCAACCUUUUGAUAAUGUUUGUGAUGAACUGUUAUUGGUUUAUAUUUGAUAAAUGUGUUUAUAUUUUGAAAACAACUUAAUUUUAUGUAUAU